AUUAGAAAUGGCAAUAAUUCAUCUGAAAAUAAUGUCUGUGGAGCAGGGCACUUUGAAUCUAAUAGCAUAUCUAUCAAAACAGAAAAUUCUAACAAUACUCAUGACACCCCUACAUCUGAUAUAACUGAUGACACUUCAAAUUCUGAUCAUGAAAGCAUGGGUAUUGACCCAUGUACUUCUUUAUCAAGAAUUUUCAAUAGUGAAACUAAUACCAAGAGACAUAAAUUGGAACAAACACCUAUUAAUCAAAAAGUUACCUGUAAUCAAAUGGUAGAACAAAGUUUAAUACAAAAAUUAAUUGAGACUAGUUGCAAAAAUAAUAAAAGAGCUAAUGAUCUAGCAAGAGACCAAAUUUAUGAUGAAAUAAUUGAACAUCUUUCAGAAUCCUCACAAAUCAGUGAAGCUGACAUAAUCAAAAAGGAUGCUAAUAAUUGUAUCUUAUAG
Molecule: messenger RNA, 444 nt
Organism: Diversispora eburnea
Lineage: Eukaryota; Fungi; Glomeromycota; Glomeromycetes; Diversisporales; Diversisporaceae
Source: the annotation of a GenBank genome assembly